Messenger RNA from Scaptodrosophila lebanonensis, 1779 nucleotides. RefSeq lists its product as uncharacterized. The record is from RefSeq and is a predicted model, not a curated record. Gene Ontology annotation, biological process: regulation of transcription by RNA polymerase II. NCBI's taxonomy places the organism in Eukaryota, Metazoa, Arthropoda, Insecta, Diptera, Drosophilidae. The coding region runs from base 597 to 1625 and encodes 342 amino acids. Gene Ontology annotation, molecular function: DNA binding. Gene Ontology annotation, cellular component: nucleus; transcription regulator complex. The transcript is spliced from 3 exons.
UCUAAUGCUUUCUUCUUCUUGUUCCCGAUAGUCCAAAAUUUUAACCUUUCUGGUUAGAGGAAAUUAAUCGAAAUAUAUGUACAUAUGCUAUAUAUAUAUGUAUGUAUCAAUUACAAGAAAACGAAAGGAUUCUUACAUGCACAUAGCUCUCAGAUGAAGAAUUCAGGCUCGUAGAAGACUGAUCGUUAGUAUAUUGCACCGCAUUUGCGCUUCGUUGAUACCCCUAAAAAAUUGAGAAGCAAGAGCAGAGUUAACAACCGUAAAGCGAACGUACCAAGCACGACGGCGGCAGCGGAAGCCGCACAUCCGGAUAAUAGCCCCCUAGUGAACGAAGUGAUGUGGCUGGCUCUGCUUUGCAUUGCAUUCUUCUCAAAGCCUGUUGCCUUUUGGCUUGUGUCCACAUCUGACCAACGCCUCUCUCUAGCUUACGCUCUUCUUCGCUUCGUUUGUGCAGCCAAAAGGCACGUAAACUGGUUGAGGUUUGCUGCCGUUGUCGACGAUCGUAAUGGCGUCGCCGUAGAGUAUCUCGAUGUGGCCGUAUUUUAGUCUGGGUGUAGCGUUUGAGGUGCGCAAGUCGCUACGGCAGCAGCUGCAAUAUGGAGUUACGUUUCAGCGCGUCACUUGUCCCGUCACCGUCUCCGCCCCCGCAUGCGUCCUUUACCAACACUGCAAAGCUACCGAUCGAAACGGUGAAGCGGCUUAUUGCUGCCGUUUCGCGCAGGCCAGUGUUGUGGUUGCGCAAUAACUGUGGCGGUGGUGGAGCGGCUCAAAGGCGGAGUGAUAUUACGCCAAUUUGGAAUGAAGUCGGACAGGAUGUGAACCUACCAGCCGACAUUUGUCGUAUAAAGUGGGGUCAUUUGCGGGACAACUUUCGUAAGGUGUUCAUACGGAAUAAUUUGUCCCAAGAGACACCCUCUUCUUGGCGUUUCUAUAAUGAUAUGCGGUUUAUGGAGCGUGCUGUUUCAGAGAAUAUAAUGCGUCAGACGCGGAAAACGGCCGGCGGUAAAAGGGGAAAUGCCCCAAAUUAUUGGUUGGAUAGCAACAGUUCACCAGCGUUGGAAAAAUGUGAAUCAAAUGAAGUAAAUGUUCCCAUAUGCGAAUUGAACGAGAGCUAUGACGCGGAACUUCAUCGCCCAAGUUUUUCCGACAUCUCUGCCUUCUUUGAAGACAGUCAAACAUCGCCACAAAACAAGCGCAUCAAAUUGGAACCGAGAAGUGCUGCAGAUUCUGAUGAUGAUUUCGACGAGGAUGCAGCUUCUGACAACGAGGAUGAGCGAAAUGCAAAACAUACUGAGACCGUCUCUACGCCUGAUGCAGGUGUUUUCACCAUCGAGGUUCUGGACGAUGAAGAUGAAUUGGCGAAUCCACUGCCCAAGCUUGAGGAACCCAAGUCGAAUGACGUAUCCCAUAUUAACUUACCGGCUCAGCCGACAAAUUUGCCAUUCAAAUAUAUUAGUACUGAUGCAUCCACAAACACAGAAGGCAAUUUCGGUCAGGAGGAUGAUGCCGAUCGCUUAUUUCUUUUAAGUCUGAUGCCUUUUCUACAGAAAGUGGAUGAGCGUCGGAAACUGCGCGUGCGCCAAAAGUUGCAAAAUGUUUUGGUUGAGGAGCUGGAAUUCGGUUAACCAAAAUUUUGUAGCGCGUAGUCUGGCUUUAUCCACAACUUACAUACUAUGUACAUAUAUUAUUACAACAUAAGCAUAGCUUUCACUAUUACAUUUAUUAUAGGACUGAUGUAAAUUAAAAGAUCCACGGGUUUUCUAACAGAGGAAACUUAAA